UGGACGGACCUGAGUGACUUCAGAGGACGGAGGCUGCGUGUCGCUGAAGCUGCAGCAGGAGGCUCGGCUGGACGCCCCCUCACCAUGAAGAAGCAGGUGACAUUUGCAGAAAACCAGAACAUGCACAGGGCUCAUCACCGUGAGGCUUUGCAGAGGUGUGAAACCACAUACAUGUCAAAAACAGAGCUGCCGGCCUCGAGACACGAACCGAAGCUCCAGGGUGUGGUGACGGUGCACAUCCCCAAGACCGUGACGGCCGGCCCGUUUCUGAAGCAUGCGGAGCUGAGCCCGGCUCAGAGGGAGUUCCUGUACACCGUGGCGGCGUCCUGCAGUGGUGAGCGCGUGCGCAGCCUCAUCACACGGCACUACCUGAACGUGCUGCACAGGAGCGCUGCAGCAGGCUUUGGCGUCGACAGAGACGACGUGUUUGUGAUCCCAGAUGUUCAGACUGGAGAGGAACACGACGAGAGAGAAAAACAUGACUCAGAACUUCCUAAUUGGACAAAACAGACAAACAGUGGAGCAAAGAAUCCUGGGAAAUCCCUCCUCCCAAAAAUCCCAACCGGACAAAUCAGGUCUAAUACCACAUCAACACCAAAAAUCAAAAAGUCAAAGAAACACACAACAAGGGUGCCCAGUUUGAAAAGAAGCCCACCAAGAUGGAGGACGAAGCUGCUGGAGGAGGAAGAGGAGGACGAGCCAGAUGAGUCCAUGAGUGAAUGCAUGAGUUCACUUUCUAUGGGAGACGACGACAACGACACGCUGACAGAUUUAUAACAGAUUUAUGGCCUUGAGUUGUCAUAUUAACAUCUUGUAGCAUCAACAGCGUUCACUUCUGACCAGUAUUUCUUUUUUUAUCAUAUGGUGGAGGUCGUUGGUGGGACAGAGAGCUGCUGUUUUAUUUAUUUAUUCCAUUAACAUUCUGUUUCAUCCAAUUUCCUGUCUGAUACAAUUUCCCCGUCACCAGGAUAUUACAGGAGUAUAUACAACAUCUUAAAAGGGAUGUUGCAGCUGUAUUUUAACAUAAAAUAUUGCUUAGUGGCUUAUAUUAAGGGUAAGAUUUUUUUUUCCAGAUAUUUUUUCCCCUUUAAUUGAGUUUUGAGGGCAUUUUGUUCCUUUUCAGACUCAACUUUACUGGGCUAUAAUGAUACAUUUGAUACAUUUGUAUUGGAAACACUAAAUUUUUGCCAAUAAGAUUUUUUUUUUUUUAAAUCAGAACAUACCACAAAGUAAAAACAGAUGAGUUUUCUGAAGCAAAUUGCUUUUUUUUUGCACCUUUUAGUGACCAACAGGCAACAGUUUUCGUUUUCACGUGUAAAAAAAAAAAAAAAAAAAAAAAACAGAUAAAUGAAGGGUCAAAUGCAUAAAGAGUUAUUCCAACUUGUAUGGGGCUUGUUUUGCCACUUUGUGUUCUACCAUCAUGAGCUGUUCAUAAUCUUUGGCCUAAGAGCAUGGAGCAUCUUUGACCCAGCUGCAACAUAAUCAAAUGAUCCACACACACUUCAAAACGGCUGGUGUGACCGCAUCAGGCUGGCAAAACCAACCUCUGCUUGUUUAGACUUGUCUUUUUUUUUUUUUAUUAUUAUUAUUUCUAAUGAAUUGUGUCCCAUUAAUCUUGUUUUUCCAUAUUUUGUGUUCUGAACUAUCUUUUCAUAUUCACUGGCAUUCAUGUUGAGUCAUUUUAAAUAUAAUUUCACACUGAACUUUGUAAACUUGCUCUAAUUUUAUUUCCCACUACAUGUAUCAUUGGAGGCUGUAAAUAAAUAAAUUCAGUCAGUAACACCUUUCUAAAAGAACAAUUUUACACAGUUUCACCCGAAGCAACUACAACUGUCAGGAUAAAAUCACAAACAAGCAGAUAGAGUCAAAUUAGAUCUUUAUUGUGGGACUGAAAGAGGGUCGACUACAGGAAACUAAAGGCCUGUGGGUUACAUGUCCGGGAUGUGGUAAAGGGGGAAAAAUAAAAUAAAA
This is a messenger RNA of Myripristis murdjan (pinecone soldierfish), 1971 nucleotides long. RefSeq names its product protein FAM216A-like. The record is from RefSeq and is a predicted model, not a curated record. The transcript has 7 exons. NCBI's taxonomy places the organism in Eukaryota, Metazoa, Chordata, Actinopteri, Holocentriformes, Holocentridae. The coding region runs from base 85 to 777 and encodes 230 amino acids.